CUACCAGUCUGACAUAAAUAUUGGCGGCAAUUGCCGCAUUUUACUAGGGGUACGGCAGGACUCCGUACUUCUAAAAGUUCUAAAUUCCCAUCAAAAAGUAAAGUAUUUUACUUCACUUUUCUAUAAAGUUUCAAACCGAAAAUAAUUAUUGUACUUUUUCCAUACUCAAUCAACAAAAAAUCAAAUGUAGUGUAUUUUGAUUAAGAGCAAGUGUGUAACUUAGGCCCAUAAUAUCAUUCAGGGUUUAAACUAAGGAUCAACAAAACUUCGUUCAAAUUUGAUCCAUAGAUUAAACUACUUUCGUAAUAUCAAUACAAAAACAAACAGAGAUCAGCUGAACUGUGACAAUGUUAUGACGUGUGGCAACAUUUUGUGAUCCGUUCAUUCUUUUCAAUCUUUUAACAAUCCCAAGCUAAAAUUACACAUCUGUAUUUGACAGUUGCAUCGUUUUUCCAAAUAAAAUUCAAUAAUUCGUUAUGUCCGUCGAAAAUAAAACACGCGUUCCCAAUUUUUCAAAAUCGGAAACAGAAUUGCUCACAAGCUUGGUGAGACAAUAUAGCCAUAUAUUGGAAAAUAAAAAAAGUGAUAUGACAAAUAAUCAGCUGAAGGAGCAAACUUGGUCAAAGCUGGCCAAAGAAUUCAACAGUUUGUCGUCAUUUGUGUUCAGAAGUGACAAGACUCUUCGCGCAAAGUAUGACAAUAUAAAAAAGAGGGCCAAGACCAAAUAUAGUACGUUUCGGAGAAGUUUGUAUGGAACAGGGGGUGGACCAUCCGCUGAAAUUAAUUUCAGUCAAGAAGAGGAAGUGGUAAUGGAGUUAUCUGGGACUAGUGUGAUGGGAUUACCAUCUCGCAAUGACUGUGAUGAGAUAGUAAUAACAAAGGAAACAAAGGAAAAAUAUGCCGAGACCAGCCAAGACACAGCACUUCCGGCAAAAAAUAAUCAAAAUAUACUGAUUGAUGAAAAAAUUAUUGAAUCAGAAACCCCAAAGAGCAGUAAUUUUCUAUUAAAGAGAAAAAUAUCUACACCCCUCACCAAAAAGAAUCCAGAAGUGUUCAAUAAAACAAUGAACAAUUAUAGUGCCUUGGCCAAUAAAAAAAUUAAAUUACUGGACGCACAAAUUGACAAUUUAAAUAAAAAACAAGAACAAGAAGUAAAGGAGCAUGAACUGAGAUGUACACUUCUACAAUUAGAAAUUGACAUUAAAAAAAAAGUACUCGAUAGUUUUAAUUAAUUGAUAAAAUGCGUUGUAAUUAAAUAUAUAUGUAAUUGUAAAUUGUUGUAACUGUGUAAUUAAAUGUAAUAAAAAAAGAUGAGGUUGUUUUCAUUUCAUAUUAAAAAUUGGUUUUAUUAAACAUAUAAAGGACAAUAGUUCAAAUAUAGUAGUAAAUUUACUUUAUAUUUUGAUUUUCCUUUUUUUAAAAGGAAUUCAGCUAUUGUAAACUGCUAAAGUAAUUGUCAAUUAACAUUUGCCUUCUAUAACUAUUGUUGCUGUAAUUGCUGCUGAGGGUGGUAUCUUGGUUGUUAUCACUGCCAGUUACAUCAAUGAUAUUUUCUAAGUUAACAUCUAAGUUAGGCAUGACAUCAUUAUGCUUGAUACACAAGUUGUGUAAAAUGGCUGUUGCAACAAUGAUAUCUUGUACCAGUUCAACUUUGGUCUUAAUUCCCAAUGACAAAACUGGAAACCGUCUCUUCCAUAUGCCAAAUGCCCUCUCUAUACAAUUCCGAGUUCGUAUAUGAGACUCAUUGUAUAGUUUCUCAGCUUCUGUGACAGGAUUUUGUAGAGGUGUCAAUAGAUAUUUUUUGUUCGGAUAUCCAGCAUCACCGAGAAGAACUAGUUGGCCCAUCUGACCUGAUUCAAAAAUAGCACAGAGUCUGCUAUUUUGAAAAAUGGUACUGUCAUGGCUUGCCCCCGGCCAUCUAGCCACAAUAUUCGAAAAUUUCAAGUCUGAAUUGCAAACUGCCUGAGUAUUUAAGGAAAAAUAGCCUUUCCUAUUCCUAAAACACUCUGCAUUUUGUCCACCUGGUGAUUGAAUCCGUAUAUGAGUACAAUCAAGGGCUCCAUACACUAGAGGAAACCUAGCCAUAUUGUAGAAUCCAUUCUGAUGUUUCCUUUUGUCUUCUUCAGAAUCUUGCAGCAUUAUAUAUCGGCAUCGUCUUGAUGCAAUCGCUUCGGUAACUUUUUUAAUAGCUUUUCCUGCUGUCGUUUGGUGAACACCACUGAAAUCGCCAACAGUAAUUUGCAUGCAUCCAGUAGCAUAAUAACGCAAGGUUAAUAAUAACUGGUUACACGCUGACAAUGCAUGAUUCCUGCAAUAAAAAAGUACCUAAUAACAUUACAGUACAAAUAAACAUUAGGUAAUAUAUACUCAAUACUAUAUAUUUAAUGGGUACUUUAAAAAAAGUCCUGUAAAUAAAGUCCGCCUUACCGAUUUGUGGGGUGUGAUAUGUCAUUAGCAAUUUCUUCUAAAAUCGUAAAAGCUGUAUUCUUAGAUACACGAAAACGACGUAUAAACUCCGUAUCGUCCCACUUAACGAAAUUGUUUUCUCUUGGUCUGACUAGAUAAGGUCUGUUAAAAUACGAAUUGAAGUCAUUGAGAAUUUCUAAAUCUUCAAUAUCAGAAUCAGUGUCUUCAUUCCACUCAGCCAUUUUAUAACACUAUAAAUGCCUACUUUUGUUAACAAUUAAAUUUUUACUUAAUUUUACCUAAUACUUAUCUCUAUUUACUGACACUAACUUUAUAUUACAUUUACUUUGACAGGAAACAACAGCUGUUAAUUUCGAGCAGCCAUUUUAAAAAGAGCAGUUUAAACCCAACUCAUGGUUUAAACGCUCCCUCAUGGUCGUUUAAACUUUGCGAUAGUUUAAACUCUGAAGGGCAGUUUAACUUUGAUUGAAAUUACGAGUUGAUCUUCAGUGACAGUUUAAACCUUCGAUUUUAGUUUAAACUACGAUUGAUAUUAUGGGCCUUAGAGUUAAGCUAAAAAUAAAUUUUACAAAUAUCCAAUAUGAACACUAUUAGCAAGACAGCUCGUAUCGUACGCAAAAGACCUUUUAGAGUGUCAAUUGAAGGAAACAUAGGAUCUGGAAAA
Bombyx mori (domestic silkworm) is the source of this 3091-nucleotide messenger RNA. Its product is annotated as myb/SANT-like DNA-binding domain-containing protein 3. The record is from RefSeq and is a predicted model, not a curated record. The transcript is spliced from 3 exons. Lineage: Eukaryota; Metazoa; Arthropoda; Insecta; Lepidoptera; Bombycidae. The coding region runs from base 477 to 1232 and encodes 251 amino acids.